UCUUUAAGAAGACGUAUUACUUAUUAGUUUAUUUAAAGCGUUCGUUGAGUCCUUAAAGACUCGCAGACCCGUCCUUGGAAGUAGCAGCAUCACCAUCAUCACUCCCACACAUUGCUAUAUGGAACCGCCUCUUUUCCUUUUCCCUUUUCAGGGAGAAAAUUUCUUUUUGUUCAAACCCAUUUCUCAAGAAAAUCUCUGAACCAGGUAUGCCUUCUUUCAUUCGACCUGAUCUCCUUCGACUUUCCUCUUACUAGGGGAUUCCUGUAUAAAUGGGAAUGCGGAGAUGGGUGAUCCAAAUUUAGGUUCUUUUCUGCAUUUUAUGAGCUAUAUAUUGGUUAGCUGAGGUAGAAGUUACGCUCGAAGAUAUGGGUGACUCGAAGAGCCUAUAUGUUCUCUGGGUUGUAUGUGUUUCCUGUGUUCCACUCAUUGUAUUUGCUUUUUUUACUCCUGAAGAUGGUCUUUUUAUUGAUUGUGGUGGAAGUAAGGCACUAAAACUCGAUGAUGGACGGGUUUUUGAGCCCGAUUCUGGGCAUCGAUAUGUGGGUUUGUCUCCACAUUCCCACAUUGUGGUUUCUGAGACUGGAGUGGGCGACUCAAAUGACUCAGUUCUGUAUCAUUCUGCUCGUGUUUUCAAAGAAACUUCGACUUAUACUAUUAUUACUCAGCAGAUUGGCCGCCAUUGGCUACGGUUGCAUUUGCAUCCAGUUGAGAAUCCACGUUAUCAUCUGAAAUCCGCUGUUUUUUCAGUUGUGGCUAAUGGAAUUGCUCUGCUUCACGGGUUUUCAUUUUCGAAGUUGGGCAAAAUGUCCGGUCUUCUUAAGGAAUAUGUAAUCGAAGUGGGUGGUUCAAGUCCAGAAAAGUUGGUGCUGAUCUUGUCUCCAUGGAAUGGUUCAAUUGCAUUUAUCAAUGGGAUAGAAGUUGUAUCGAUACCGGAUGGGCAACUCCCUUCCAGUGCAAUGCCUGUUCCACUGGGUCCCGCAGUUAAUAUCCCCACUCAUGUAGCUUUUGAGACAGCUUAUAGAGUUAAUAUGGGAGGUCCACUUAUAACUCCCAACAACGAUUCACAAUUUAGGAUAUGGGAACCAGAUCAAUCCUUUCUUGUCAAUGCUGCUUCAGCCCGGAAUGUAACAGUCAAUCCUAGUUCAAUUAAAUACCUCAAUGGGGUCUCUGUCGAAAUUGCACCAAAUUGGGUUUAUUCGACAGCACAAGAAAUGGCAGAUGCAAAUGUAAUUGACCAGAUAUUUAACAUUUCAUGGGCAUUUGAAGUAGAACCUAUGUUUCCCUAUCUGAUUAGGUUGCAUUUUUGUGACAUUGUUAGCCUAACUCUUGAUACUUUAGUUUUCAAUGUGUAUAUAAACAACCAAUCUGCUCUGGAGUCUUUUGAUAUCUCAAGCAAAACAACGGAAUUAUCAGCUGCUUACUUUGUAGACUUCGUUGCCAAUGUUUCAGCGGGCUUGAAUCGGGUUCUUGUCCAAGUAGGUCCUCCUAUUAUGAGGAAUUUUCCACCGAAUGCAAUUCUAAAUGGUUUGGAGAUAAUGAAAAUGAGUGAUCCCCGUGACAGCCUUGUCGGGAAUCUUAGUCAAGAUUACAUUGAUUCCAAUACCCCCAAGACAAACAAGUGGGUACUGCUGGCAGUUACUUUUUCAGUUGGUUUUGCAGUUUUGGUGCUCAUCUCUGUGGCUUUUUACCUCUAUUUGCGCCAUCCAAAGAAGCCAAGACAUCAGACCUCCGUUUGGGUGCCACUGACCGCACAUGUGGGGAAUUCUGAUAGCAAAGUUUCAGUUGGUAGCUUUGCUUCAGCAGCACAUUCUCUUGGUUUAGGCCGUGUUCUAGCUUUCUCUGAGAUUUGUGAAGCAACAAAGAACUUUGAUGAAAGCUUGGUUUUAGGUGUGGGGGGUUUUGGAAAGGUUUAUAAAGGAGUGUUAGAAUGUGGUGUUGUUGUUGCUGUAAAGCGAGGAAACCCCCAAUCGCAGCAAGGAUUUACCGAAUUUAGAACAGAAAUUGUGAUGCUCUCUAAACUCCGACACAGGCACCUAGUUUCUCUGAUUGGCUACUGUGAUGAGUUCGAUGAGAUGAUCAUUGUCUAUGAGUUCAUGGCUGGAGGUCCUCUCCGUAAGCACUUGUAUGGCUCAGAUCUUCCCCCACUAACUUGGAACCAAAGGCUUCAAGUCUGCAUUGGAGCUGCAAAAGGUUUGCACUACCUUCAUACUGGAGCAGCGGAGAGUAUUAUCCACCGUGAUGUUAAAACAACUAACAUACUGCUGGAUGAAAAUCUCAUUGCAAAAGUGGCAGAUUUUGGAUUGUCUAAAUUAGGCCCCACUCUGGAUCAAACCCAUGUGAGUACUGCAGUAAAGGGGAGCUUCGGGUACCUCGAUCCUGAGUACUUUCGUCGACAACAACUCACAGAGAAAUCUGAUGUGUAUUCUUUUGGAGUUGUACUGAUGGAGGUGUUAUUUGCUAGGCCAGCAAUAAACCCUGCUCUUCCUAGAGAUCAGGUUAACAUAGCAGAAUGGGCAAUGAACUGGCAAAAGAGGGGGAAGUUAGAGAAGGUAAUAGAUCCCCAUCUUGUAGGAUCUGUUAAUCUCGAAUCACUGCGAAAAUUUGGUGAAACAGCAGAGAAGUGCCUUGCUGAACAUGGGACUGAGAGGCCAACAAUGGGAGAUGUCUUAUGGAAUUUGGAGUAUGCUCUUCAGCUACAAGAGGCUUCUAUACAAAUGGUAUCGGCUGAGAAUAGUGCAAAUUAUAUUCCUGAUGUUCCUGAAUGGGUUUCCCAAAUUCAACCUGCUGAAGGUGAUGGUGCUGACACUAUAAGCUACCAAGAAUCUGAUACAACUUCAAACGGAGUAUUUUCACAGUUGCUGGAUCCAAAGGGAAGAUAGUUCUGCAAGGAACAAGCCACCAAGACUCAAUUUUUACUACGAAUAUGAUGGUGCCUGUCUUUUACCACGAAUAUAAAUUUUUCUCGAUCAAAAAUGGUAUUAUUCAUCUUAAGUUUGGUCAUUCCGUACAAUAUUUGCUGAUGUAACAUAUUCAUCUUAAGUUUAAUGACAACCACUUAGAAUAUAUUACAUCAACAAAUGUGAUUGCGGAUGACAAAGUCUAGAAUUAGUAGCAUUAAUUACUCUGUUUCCAAUUCGGCAAAUCUCAUAUAACUAUUCAAUAUUUAUGGCCAGUCGCUCCAAUAGGCCAAUCUGUUGUAAA
This is a messenger RNA of Juglans regia (Persian walnut), 3201 nucleotides long. Its product is annotated as receptor-like protein kinase THESEUS 1. Gene Ontology annotation, cellular component: plasmodesma; plasma membrane. The record is from RefSeq and is a predicted model, not a curated record. Lineage: Eukaryota; Viridiplantae; Streptophyta; Magnoliopsida; Fagales; Juglandaceae. Gene Ontology annotation, biological process: protein autophosphorylation. The transcript has a single exon. Gene Ontology annotation, molecular function: ATP binding; transmembrane receptor protein tyrosine kinase activity. The coding region runs from base 366 to 2879 and encodes 837 amino acids.